GAGCAUGGUGGAGAGAUACAUGCAACGAACAUGGUGAAGAGAUGUAUGUAGAGAGGGAGAGAGGGAGAAUGGAGCCGGCGGAAUCACGAAGAGGAAGAGGAAUGGUGGGGCCGGAGCGGCCGUUGUUCGUUCUGUUCGGUUCCUCCAUCGUCCAGUUCAGCUUCAGCAACGAGGGAUGGGGGGCCACCCUCGCCGACAUCUACGCACGCAAGGCUGAUAUUUUGCUGCGAGGAUAUGCUGGUUGGAACUCAAGACUUGCUCUCCAAGUGAUUGACAAAAUCUUCCCCAAGGAUGCAGCUGUGCAACCUUCUUUGGUGAUAGUCUACUUUGGUGGCAAUGACUCAAUGGGACCUCAUCCAUCUGGCUUAGGUCCUCAUGUGCCACUUCCAGAAUACAUUGAAAACAUGACUAGGAUUGCAGAACAUCUUAAGAGUCUAUCUGAAAAGACACGCAUUAUUUUCCUCAGUUGCCCUCCUAUCAAUGAGGAAAUGCUUCGCCAGUUAAGAAGUCCUGUUCUAGGGGAGAUAGUGCGGUCAAAUGAGUUGUGCCGAAAAUAUUCUGAAGCUUGUAUACAACUGUGUAAUGAUAUGGACCUGAAGGUUGUUGAUCUUUGGACUGCUAUACAAAAGCGCGAUGACUGGGCUACUGUCUGCUUCACGGAUGGCAUUCACUUUUCCUCUGAAGGAAGCAAGAUAGUAGUGGCAGAGAUAUUGAAGGUCCUUAAAGAAGCUGAGUGGGAGCCUUCACUACACUGGAAGUCCUUGCCCACCGAGUUUGGGGAGGAUUCACGUUAUUAUCUCGUAGCUUCUGAUGGAGCAUCUACCUUCAACCCUUCUGAGUGGACUUUUCACCGAGAAAUACAAUGGGACUAAAUUAUUGUGUCGGCGCUCAACCAAUUUGGCGCUAAUAAGGUUUGGUUAUUAUUGGAGUGGUAGAGAGGACUCUAGGCAACCAUUAUUUCCUUGGAGCUGCACUAAUCUAGUAUGGUUUUUAUUGUACUGCUUGAAUUAGAGAUAUUUUUGAUGGAUAUGAAUAAUAAUUCUCUUGGCUGAACUUAGCAUUCAUGCAAUAUAACUAAUUGCUAUCUGUUUCUUCUUGCA
Molecule: messenger RNA, 1100 nt
Organism: Phoenix dactylifera (date palm)
Lineage: Eukaryota; Viridiplantae; Streptophyta; Magnoliopsida; Arecales; Arecaceae
Product: GDSL esterase/lipase WDL1-like
Source: RefSeq, a predicted model, not a curated record